This is a messenger RNA of Oppiella nova, 479 nucleotides long. The record is from the annotation of a GenBank genome assembly. Lineage: Eukaryota; Metazoa; Arthropoda; Arachnida; Sarcoptiformes; Oppiidae.
AUGUUAUAUUACGCGUGUUGUGUCAGUGAUGUCGAUGUCGUAUUUGUUGUCUGCGAUGAUCUGUCGGACACGAGUGAGAUCUCCUUUGAUGGCUGCGACGUGAAGAGCGGUCUCUCCCUUAGGAUUACGUCUAACUCUUUGCCCACUUUUUAUCGCAUAAUUGGUGUGAUUAGUGCGCAUUUGCACACCAGUGAAGCAAUGGCCGGCGAAGCAGUGGAUGCAUCAAAAUUCACGGGACUUUCAAAAUACUUCAAUUCGUGGACAGAUUAUGGCCGAAGAAACGUGUCUUUGGCUACACUGUCUAUGGUUGGACUCGGGAUCCUAUUUCUGGUCUUAAAGCCCAAGAAACAGAAGCAAAUCAAGAAAUAGGCACUAAUUGUAAUCAAUUGUUAGACUUUUUUGCAUUAUUUCCGAUGCAUUCUUGCAUUCAUUGAUUGUUUGAACACAAACUCAAUACUUUGUAUUUAAUUAAACGGUAG